Messenger RNA from Ictidomys tridecemlineatus (thirteen-lined ground squirrel), 1663 nucleotides. It is a transcript of the gene Hsd17b7, whose product is annotated as hydroxysteroid 17-beta dehydrogenase 7. Gene Ontology annotation, cellular component: endoplasmic reticulum membrane. The record is from RefSeq and is a predicted model, not a curated record. Lineage: Eukaryota; Metazoa; Chordata; Mammalia; Rodentia; Sciuridae. Gene Ontology annotation, molecular function: 3-beta-hydroxysteroid 3-dehydrogenase (NADP+) activity; estradiol 17-beta-dehydrogenase [NAD(P)+] activity; 5-alpha-androstane-3-beta,17-beta-diol dehydrogenase (NADP+) activity. Gene Ontology annotation, biological process: cholesterol biosynthetic process.
CUGGGGGCGGAGCGGGGGAGGAGGGAGGUUCCAAAGUUAGUAUGAAUUCGCAGGGGUUCCGAACGCUGAGGUGAGGACCUGCUUUACUGCCGGGCUCUUGAGUGUGCGAAGAUGCGAAAGGUGGUUUUGGUCACCGGGGCGAGCAGUGGCAUCGGCCUAGCCCUUUGCAAGAGGCUUCUGGCAGAAGACAAUGAGCUUUACCUUUGUUUGGCGUGCAGGAACACGGGCAAGGCAGAAGCUGUCCGUGCUACUCUGUUGGCCUGUUACCCCUCUGCUGAAGUCACCACUGUGCAGGUGGAUAUCAGCAACUUAAAGUCAGUGUUCGAGGCUGCCAAAGAACUUAAGCAAAGGUUUCAAAGAUUAGACUAUGUGUAUCUAAAUGCUGGAAUCAUGCCUAACCCACAGCUAAAUAUUAAAGCAUUUUUCUCUGGCCUCUUUUCAAGAAAAGCGAUUCAUAUGUUCUCCACAGCUGAAGGACUGCUGACCCAACAGGAUAGGGUCACUGCUGAUGGGCUUCAGGAGGUGUUUGCAACCAAUAUCUUUGGACACUUUAUCCUGAUUCGGGAACUAGAACCUCUCCUCUGUCACAGUUAUAAUCCAUCUCAACUCAUCUGGACAUCAUCUCGGAAUGCAAGGAAAUCUAAUUUCAGUCUUGAAGACAUCCAGCACAGGAAAGGCCAGGAACCCUACAGCUCUUCCAAAUACGCCACUGACCUUCUAAAUGUGGCUUUGAAUAAGCACUUCAACCAGCAGGGUCUGUAUUCGAGUGUAAUUUGCCCAGGGACAGUGCUGACCAAUUUGACCUAUGGAAUUCUACCUCCAUUUUUAUGGACACUGCUGAUGCCAGUGAUUUGGCUGCUUCGCUUUUUUGCAAAUUCUUUUACUUUGACACCAUAUAAUGGAACAGAAGCAUUGAUUUGGCUUUUCCAUCAAAAGCCAGAGUCUCUCAAUCCUCUGAUCAAAUAUCUGAGUGCUACUACAGGCUUUGGAAGUAAUUAUGUCACAGUGGAAAAGAUGGAUAUAGAUGAAGACACUGCUGAAAGGUUUUACCAAAACUUAUUGGAACUGGAAAAGCGUGUUAGGGUCAACACCACUCAAAAAUCAGAUCACCAGAGCUGACAGUGAUACUCUCUGGAACAUUGCCUACCUUCUGUGCAUUCUGGGAGACAUGGCUUUCCAUUGAGCUGGGUGGUAUGCAUUUGUAUGAACUGUGAACUCUGAUUAUCUCUUUCCUUUCCUUUCAGAAUUAUCUCCAAGACUGUUUCUGUGUACAUAUGUGUGUGUACAUAAGAUUGGUAAAGUAAACAUAUCAAUUAGAUAUUUUCUAGAAUGGUGCCACAUCAAAAUUACUAAAAUAACCUAAUAUAUCUGUAUUAUCCUUCCAAGUGGAAACAAGUGAUAAGGAAUGGACUUGAAUAAUUUUGACACAGACACAUCUUGGACUUGCUUUUGGUUUAUUACCAGCAAAAGGAGGCACUGUCUACUCUCUUGAGUGGCAGUUUUCAUUAUGAACAAUUUUUUCUAGGGUCCGGUGCUUUAUUUCCUUCAUAUACUGCUUCUAAUGAUCCUAACCUAAGAUUAUUAGAAUCCAAACAAUUCUACUAUGGAUGUCCAUGUAGUUAAUCUCAGGAAUAAAAAUAUUUAUGUGUUUGGGUCACUUGAA